CAAAAUGGUAGCAGGCAUCGAACGCCAGUAGCAGCAGAGUGGGGAAAAGUGCACAUAAAAUAAGAAACUAGUGAAGACGUUUUUCUUUGUACAAUUUUUUACGGUCAAUCCAUCAGGAAAGUUGUCACCGCCCCACCGCCCGAUAUUAAUAACCAAACUAAACAAACUAUCUUAGCCAGUUAUUUCUUUUCAAAUGAUUAUUUAUUAUCUCGUCCGGUAAAACUGUUUACUUGCCAAGUUGCAAAGUUUUAGUAUAAACAAAUUUUAUCGACUUUUAUUAAUAAAUAAUCGGAGGUACGAGCCGGCGCAUCGCGACUGGCCGCGAGCAGUUGAAACCCGACAACACGCAAGCUCGCCACAGACCACUAUGCUCGUCAUGGAACUGAAGAUAAUCGAAGCAGCGAAAAACGUGAUCAAAGAGAUACGCAAAGAGGAGGUGAUGGCAAUAAAAACCAGAUUUCCCAACAAAGUACCUGUGAUAGUCCAAAGAUUCCACAAGGAGAGGUAUCUUCCCCAAUUGGAAAAGACGAAAUUCCUGGUACCCCAAGAUAUAACGAUGUCACAGUUUCAAACCAUAAUAAGGAACCGCAUAAGAAUCUCUAACCCGAACCAAGCCAUGUAUCUACUAAUCAACGAACGUUCAAUGCUGAGCAUGUCUUUGACCGUGGGUGAAGCUUACAGCGAAUUUUCGGGGCCCAGCGGAUUUUUGCACAUCACGUACGCCUCUCAGGAAGUUUUUGGGAGUGACCUCAGGAACUGAACAUCGCGGGUUGCGACGGAUUGUGCUACGUACCAUUAUGUUCUAUGACCAAGUGUCCAUAGUGAAGAAAAAAUUGGUUGUAAUGAGAUACAAGACUGGAUUUUGUAAGUGAGAUAUAUCGCGCCUUUCUAAAAUGUGUACUUAACAAUAUUUUACAUUUAACUGUCUCUAAAGAGACAACUAUGUAGCUUUUUACGUUACAUUAUUACUGUACAACUUUGUUAAUAAAAAUAAAGUUUGUUUUUAGACAAAAUCCCUCUCAAAAAAUUUUAAAUAAUGAUACCCAUGUACCAGACCAGGAUAGUACCUGCCAUUGAAUUAAAUAUUGAAAGGUCAACAUUUAGGUAGGUAGUUUUAAUCGAAUCCCUUCUGGCAAGCAGAAAUUAUUAACAAAAUAGGCCGCUUAAAAAAAGUAUGCCUAAAAACAUAUGAC
This is a messenger RNA of Cylas formicarius (sweet potato weevil), 1193 nucleotides long. Its product is annotated as microtubule-associated proteins 1A/1B light chain 3C-like. The transcript is spliced from 4 exons. Gene Ontology annotation, molecular function: ubiquitin protein ligase binding. Gene Ontology annotation, biological process: cellular response to nitrogen starvation; macroautophagy; autophagosome assembly. Gene Ontology annotation, cellular component: cytosol; autophagosome; autophagosome membrane. NCBI's taxonomy places the organism in Eukaryota, Metazoa, Arthropoda, Insecta, Coleoptera, Brentidae. The record is from RefSeq and is a predicted model, not a curated record. Bases 368 to 760 code for a protein of 130 amino acids.